AUGAAUCGAGCUCCGCGCACUCUCCCGUUUCCAUACCAAUUCUGCACAUAUCCACUUUACCCAGCUCAUUUUCGUCUUCCAUCACCAACUCCAGCCUCAGGAUUACUUGCAGUUCUGCCAGAGGAUUUUAAAGCUCCGUGGUUUAUUGAGCACCAGAUCGCAUUGGAAACAGCGAGUAAGAACUUCCAAAACAGUGUUGCUGCUAUGAAUGUCAGCUGCCAGAGAACCAACAAACCACCUGAUAAUAAGGACACUGAAAACCGCCAACUCAAAGAGCAACUCAACGUUUUGACACAAAAGUUGCAGAUGUUCACAUCCAGAAAGGUCCAAGAUGACAGACAAAUUCAGCAAUUCGUAAAAUGCAGUACCGAUCAAGUUGCUGAAAGGAACGCACUCAUUGAGAAGUUACAGGAAGAAAAACAUGUGUUGAAAUUGGAACGUGAAGUGAUGGCUAGAAAAAUCAAGAAAUAUGAGGAAAUGCUUCGGAAUGAUGUGGAGAAAAGAAGAAUUGAAAGAGAAAACUUCGACUCGCAACAAAAAACGUCGAAACUUGAUCUUCUCGCCCACAAAAGACACAUUGAGGAACUGAAAAACGAAGUCAACGAACUUCGUGAUUUCAUCAGCAUUCAGGAGGAAACUAUCACCCGUCAGGAAACUGAAAAAGAUGAACUCUCCAUGAGAAUUGAGAAUUAUAAAAGGAUUCAGAGCAACUUGAAGGAAGGAUUUGAGAAUGUUCUGGGGGAAACCAGAAAGAUUCGACUGGAACUAGAAAAAACGAGAAAGCAUCAACACAAUCUAGACAAGGAGUAUCGCGAAGAUUUGAAACGGACAAAACUUGACAACGACACGCUUACCGAGAGUAAUGAGAAGAAAAACGAGGAGAUUGUUCGACUGAAAGCUGUGGCGGCUACGACACCGACUAAAAGUGUUGUGGUCGUGAGAAACUGCCAAAAACGACAUUGCGAGGAUGAAGAUGAAGACUGGACACCGAAUUCUGAGAGAAAGAAGAGAAAGAUUAAAGAGGAGAAAGUUCAUUAA
Molecule: messenger RNA, 1038 nt
Organism: Caenorhabditis remanei
Lineage: Eukaryota; Metazoa; Nematoda; Chromadorea; Rhabditida; Rhabditidae
Exons: 4
Coding region: 1-1038 (345 amino acids)
Source: RefSeq, a predicted model, not a curated record